Molecule: messenger RNA, 3405 nt
Organism: Danaus chrysippus (African queen)
Lineage: Eukaryota; Metazoa; Arthropoda; Insecta; Lepidoptera; Nymphalidae
Source: the annotation of a GenBank genome assembly
AUGGGAAAGAAAAAGAAAUCGGGCGGGAGAAAAGGAGCUAAUAGUUUCUUUCGUUGGAUAAGAAGCGAUUUACCUGAUGAGGAAGAUAAGAAAUCGCCCGUACUUUUGUUAGGAGUGAACAAAUUAUCGGAUUCACCGUUUUUCGUGAGGAGAAGACUCACAGACCCUCAUUCAUCAGGAUCAAUAAGAUUCUUUCGUCCGCCAAAAUCAAAAUAUACGAGAGGUCUAAAUGGGGACGAGAGAUUGGAAAAGAUUAGACAAGAUCUUCUGGUCCACAAGAACAAACCAGAUACUUACAUUCCAAAACCUGAGCUCUCAAUAGAACCGGAAACUAAAGGGCCUUGUAUUAAACUAGGCUGUGUCGGUAACUGCAUCUGUGACAGAAAGAAAUCUUCUUCCAACAGAGGCUCAUUCUCAUUUCAUAGGCCAGAAAACAGACAGCCAUCUCUAUGCCCAUCAGAGCCUUAUGGUAGAGCUGAGAAUAGGGACAACACAGAAAACGAUAUAGAAUUCAAAUAUACGGAACACAUUCCAGAUGUACAACCUUCCAGUAGCAAACAAAACUCUUACAACGUGACACCAAAGUCUACUGAACGAAGACACAUUCUACUAUCAAAUUUAAAUGAGAGAUUCCGAAAAACACUCAGCUUGGAUUCGAGGAAGAUUGAAACAAAUCGAGUGCUGAGCCUGCCACAGGAACCUAGACCUAAAUCCUUGGUUAAUACGGAUAAUAUCUGCGUGCAAUACUCGUCGAAAGAUCCAUUCAUUCCCCCAAAUUUUGUCAAAACCAGCCAACCUAAAAAGAAACGCAAAUCGUUCUUUUCUCUAGACACAUUCUUCGAUUCAAAAAGAUCAGACACGUCUUCCAUAGAUGACUAUUGUUCCUCUAAAUACAAGCGUUUUGAACUAGAAAGUGAUGACUCUCCAUUAUUCAGACGUGAAAGACCAAGAGAAAGGACCCCAGAUCUUCUCAACCUGCCUGUAAUCAUAGAUUCUGUGCGAAAAAAGCAAUCGGACACGAAGCGGCAAUUGGAGAAAUUAGAAAACCAUUUUUACAAGAGCCUCGACAAACGGACUGUUAUAGACGCAGUGCCAGCGGAUGCGACAGAGGGACCGAGCGGUAUCAACAAUUUAUAUGACGAAGAAGUAGAAUACAUAGAACCAAUACGAAGCACCUUCACCAGCCAGAGUACUUUAAUACUAGACAAAAACACAGAUACACUUAAACCAGACUCAAUACUAACAAUAAACACAGAAGAAACCGAUAUAAAGCUACCAAGUUCAACGGUUUCUCCCGUAUCAAAUAAAAUAGAAAAUGACAUAGACAGCAUAGGAGCUUACGAGAUAGAAGUCAAAGAGUGUGAUCUGAAGUGCGCUAAGAACUUGGUCGUCAAAGUUAUGGACAAAUCUGUCGAUUCGAUUGGAAGUUGUUCCUUAGAUGUCGAUGCUAGUACGGACUUCUCAGAUACUACGUCCGGAAGUUUGAAUCUCCUAACGCCUAGCUCCACAACCAGUAGGAUACGGGAUUUCACUUCCAGGAUACAGGAACGAGCCUCCAACCUGCAUACGAUAUCACCACAGGCUCCAAUAUCACCAGCAAGAACACCAGACACAACUCCAACACCUAGAAAGACUGAUCACCUCCUCAAACCUCCCCCGAAAAUAUACAUAGACACUUCUAGCCAUAGAUCCAGGAGCCACUUGAAGAAACGAGACGAACUACCACAGAAGAAGCCAAGCUAUUUAAACCUAGCGUGCUCAGUGAACGGCUACACGAAUCUAACGACAUACGAUUCCAAAUUACGACAAGAUAUUAAUAAAAGUCGAGAAGCUUCCCCAAUAAGGCCGAUAACACAUACGUACCAGUACAAAAGUGAGAGCAGCUCGCUAUUAGUGCCGAUACCGGUGAGCGCUAACAAACUGUUGGUACCCAAGUUCGGUCCUAAUGAUACUCGCACAGAUUUGACGCCCAAAGCGCCUACUAAGGCGCACACAGACCCGCAUAUAGCAUCACCCUCACAUGCCUAUAUGGCAGCUGAAAAUAAACAACUGAAGAACGACUUCCUAGGACCAAGCAUGACGACAACCAGUCGUCAGUUUAUAUCGAAUGAGGGCAAGAACUUCGCUGCGUCGAUGUUACACCAGAAGGAUGAGGUGGAUCAUGUUAAGGAGAUGACCUUUAAGUCCAGUUACUCGGAGACGAACUUCAGACAGACGGUCAGCAAUGGCAAAGAGAGCAGGUUCUCCGCGGAGUCGUAUACGAUAUCAUCAAACGGUGUCUCCAAAAGAGUUGAGAUCACCAAAGAAAAUGGUGAAAAAUUGACAAGUCCUAUGAAGAGCUUCAUACAACAGCGCGUCGAACGUCUAUACGGACCGGGAGCGCUGGCUCAGGGAUUCUUCAAUCAGAAAAGGCACAAACUAAAGAGUACUAGCGAGGACGAAGACUUGAAAGUGUUGACAGAAAAAUCACUAAACUGCCCGAGCGAGAGAUUCGUAUCACCACGCAAAUCUAACGAAAGCUUCGACAGUGAGAACAUAUGCACCAGUCCCACUAACGAUACAGUGUUGCCUGUAUUAAGGCAUCUUAGGCCCGAAUUUCGAGCCCAACUACCAGUGCUCUCGCCUCGAAAGAGCCCGAAAUCCGACCUCUCGCCUCAGAAGCUCGAACAAGACAUUCCCGAACCGAAAAAGACUGAAUUGAUUGAAACCAGUGAAGUGACAAAUGGCCUAUCUGUGAUAGAUUUGAACAAACAAGUGAAUGAUAAAUGUACAAGUGAAAAAGUUAAUGGUGAUGUGGUUAAAGAUGGACAUUACUUCUUGGAUUUGGAGAAGAAGGAAACUGAAAGGUUGAUCGCUCUGGCUGUGGGGGCUGAAAAGGAGCUGGAGCAUUUACAGAAUGUUGAAAACAUAAGUGAAGAAGUCCUGGGCUUCCUCCGAGCUGCCUCUGGUAAAGCGAGGCUCUUGGCUACACAGAAGAUGCAGCAGUUUGAAGGUUGUAAACAACAUUCAUGUCUCUGCUACAACCACAUCAAUGAAAGUGGUGACGAGCCGUUCCCAACUACACUAGAAGAUCUGCAGGGUUUCUGGGACAUGGUCUGCCUUCAAGUCAGAAAUGUGGAAGCUUUGUAUCAACAUAUUGAUGUACUGAGAGCUAAUAACUGGCAGGAGGUGUCGUCCCCAGUAAGCAAGCCAGUGUCUUCACCGGCCAGGACUCGAACCCGUACUCCCGUAGUCAAGAAUGAGAAGGCAAGACUUGCCGCUGAGAAGAGGGAAUCUGAAAGGAAAGCUAUGUUGGAACAUCGCAGGCGUGCAGCUCGUGAGCGACAGCUAGCAGCGCGAGCAGGACCUUGUGCUGGAGAGAGCUCACUCGGACAGAACGGAGAAGAGAAUAAGGUGUCUAUAUAA